This is a messenger RNA of Tuber aestivum (summer truffle), 4037 nucleotides long. The record is from the annotation of a GenBank genome assembly. Lineage: Eukaryota; Fungi; Ascomycota; Pezizomycetes; Pezizales; Tuberaceae.
AUGACAGCGAGCGUUGGUGGCUGGGUCUCACCUCCGGAGCUUGUCGAGGGUGAAGGAACGGGCUCCUCAAAGUCAUCAUCGCUACCAUCUAGUUUCCAACUCGACGAUGGGAGCAUUUGCAAUGACCUGGGCCACUUUGAGGAGAUUGGGUUGAGCGAUGACCACGAUGACCAUCACACUGUCCAGAUUUCGUCGAUGCCGAUGGCCAUGUCGGUGCCGAAGCCGCCGAGGAGUGUGGGGGGGCCAAACGGGAGGCAGUCCGCACUUAUGGGGAGGAAUGGCACCACCACGGCCCUGGGGAAACUGAGGGACCUAACGCAGCUGAAGAGGCCUCCUCUCUCUUCGUCACAGGUGGGCACGCAUCCCUCGUCUCAGGAGCAAAACCAUCUCGGUCCCCCCUCGCGAAGACCGGCUCCGACCAAUGGGAUGAACGGCAGCCAGAGUAGCAAGAACCCGCCGCCAAGAUCACUCUCGCCUGACCCACUGUCUGCACCCCUCUCCCCGAACAUCGUGCCGGUUUCGAAUGGGUCGCAUGGGAGACAGACUUCUCCGAUGACGAGGCCGAGCAGGUUAUCCUGGCAGCAGGCUUCUAACAGGAAGACGGUGGAGGAGUUGGAGAACGAAUGUGAUUCUGACGAUGACGUUCCACCGGACACCAUCUUUUAUAAUGUUCCUCUUUCCCCACGGUCGGCGAGGGCGUUGUCGGCUGCACCUUCGCCGGAAAGGACGUCGCCCAGGGAACCGCUGCCAGUCAAUGGGGAACCUACACCGCCACCGACAAGGGGAGCUGCGAUGGUAUCCAUACCGGGUGAAUUGGGUAAUGAGGCGAGGGGCAGGGCCCAGUUCCGGUCUAAAGGUUGGAGCGACGCGAUGUCGGAGUUGGGGGAUGAGGCAAAGGAGUUAAGUGAGGCGCUGGAGAGACAUGUGGGCGAGGAGAUUGAGCAGACCACGAGGAGACUACAGAAAUCUAUUGAGAAGAGCAAGAGCAGUGUCUCAAUUAUUUCUGGUCCUGUACCGCCUACGCCCCUGCCUAUCAGGAAAAGUUUUUCCACCACUACAGUUAUCCCGCUCCCGCCUCUUCAAAUGACUAACGGGAUGAUCGACCCGCUGCCGAUUAGUAAGGAGAAGGAAGCUGUGCUAUCCAGAACUAGGCCUUCGUGGUUACCGCCCAAGUCAAAGGAGGAGGAGAAGAGGCACCUGAAAGAGUACAAAAGGAUGAUGCGCUUGUCGCAGGAAGCGGGUAGGCUACUUUAUUUACGGGGCUUGGAGUGUACAAUCUGACUGUAGUACAGAUCGGAAACGAGCCGAAAAGGAGCGGCAAGAGCAAGAGCACAAGGAUCGGAUCAAGAAUGAUACCGACAGGGUCUGGGACCAACAAAUCAUACCAAACUGGAGUGCCGCGACUCGCAAGAACGAAACCCGAGAGCUCUGGUGGCAGGGUGUCGCUCCCCGGUGUCGGGGGAAGGUUUGGCAGUUGUCGUUUGGCAAUAAUCUUACAGUAGGGCCGGAAACAUUCCGGUUGGCGCUGAAGCGGGCGCGGGAUGUGGAGGAUGGGUUAGAGAAGAGUCCGGCAAUGUACUCGUUCAAGGAAAGGGAGGUGUUCAGCGCCAUUAGAAGGGAUGUUGAUAAGACCUUUACGGAGCUCAAGAUUUUCCAGGUAAGUUUUGUGGGGGUUUCUCCCCCGGGGUUCCCUUUGGAAAUUGUUGGGUGGUGGUUGACAGUUCAGUUUCAGGAGAAGGGUCCGCUGCACCAGAGUCUGCUGGAGGUACUGAUGGCUUAUUCCAUGUAUCGAAGCGAUGUUGGAUAUGUUUUCGGCACACAUGUGAGUUGUCCAUUCUCCUGUUUUCAACUGCCGGGUGGCUGAUUGUGCAUUAGGCUGUCGCUGGACUACUGCUUCUAAACCUCUCUCCGGAGCAGAGUUUCACCACGCUCGUUAACCUUCUAAAUCGCCCCCUACCAUUAGCUUUCUACACACAAGACGAGGGCGCGGUAAUUUACCCCCCCAGGUCCACACAUUCUUUCAUUACUGAUUCAAGCCAGAUGUCCCGAGUGUACAACCUCUUCCUCAAAGCCUUCAGAUACAAACUCCCUUCGUUAUACCAACAUAUCCACGUAAUCCUCAACCUUCCGCCGUCGAUGUAUCUUGAAGCUAUGUUUUUAACACUCUUCACCCUGCACUGUCCCAUCGAUGUUGCAUCCCGCAUCUGGGACAUUUACUCGUUCGAGGGUGACGCAUUUCUAGUCCGCACUGCGAUAGCGGUGAUGACCGUCUUGGAAUCUAGGCUCUAUGGCGAUGCAGAGGAAGUGGUCAGCCUCCUCGGAUGGAACGUGAAGCGCAGAUGGGAACUCGGGAAGGAAGAUGAGUUUAUCGCGAUAGUUAGGUCUGCCGGUAAGGAGGAGGAUAGGUCAAAGGGGUCGAGUUUAGAGCCUUCGGAGGACUAGUGGUUUUGGUGUUGCUGGCAACCUGCCCUUUGCUUUUCCUUUUUCUUUUUCGGGGUGUAUAUUGUGACUUGCCCGUACACUCUUUCCCUUCUCUUAAUACCUUCCUCCCGAUCUAUUUAUUCGAGCUUUUUCAUUUUUUUCCCCCUUUACUAUUACUUUUGCAUUUGUCUUUGGUUUGGGGUGAUUGGCGUUUCUUCUUUUCUUUUUUAGAGGGGGGAGAGUUGGUGCGGGGGAUGGGGGGCUGUCGUUUUUUUCUCUUUGCCCUUUUUAAUUUAGGAAGUAUUUAUUGCUUGGAAUACUGGAGCACCUCGGGGAAUAUAGAUUGGCAGGGAGAUGAAGGGAUUGAACUUUUGUAGAGAAAUUAAAUGGUGGAAUGAAUUGCUUUCUUUGUAGAUUGUGUUGUGUUGUGUUGUGGGGGGUUUGGUGGUGGCGGGUGGAAGUGCAAGGGGGUCAAGACACUGAAGAGCGAGUGAGAAGCUGUGAAUGAAACAUGGAGGGGAGGGGCAAUGAUAGAAUAGAAUAGAAUAGAAUGGGAUAGAAUUGAUUUUAUUUAGCGCCCUUACUCGUUUGUAGGGAGGGGGUCAUGAGGGAGAGGACAGGAGUGACAAUUCGCGGGUGACGGUCCAAGUCCCGUUACGUAGCACGAUAAAUCUGCGCUAUUAUGCUUGUAUCCCAACCGUAUGGCUUGCUAUAUAUUUGACACUUUGUAUCGCUCCUUCAUCCCGCCCUAGUGCCUAGUAGUAGCACCAAAAUCUAGCCCCCAGACCUCACAGGGCGCACCAGGAUGCAUCCCGGGAUAGGUGGAUGGCACCGCAAUGCCAUAUCACCCCCUAGAUGGGGGCGCAGACACCGAUAAGUCGCUGAAACGCUACAGUAUCAUACCCGAUAUGGCAAGUGCCCUCCCCCGCGAUAUCCUUGGAAACCUUAAUAGGCUGAGCAUUGCUCCGCAUAGAGCCCGCUUUUCUUCUUCUUUUCUUCUUUGGUUUCCCUCUCGUCCGGCGAUUUCCAGUGAUGAGUGCUUGUAUUGCGUGUUUAUAGUCUGACAACAAUUCUUAUCAUACUUACUGUACAGUACUUCCCCGUCCUUCUCUGCAUUACAGUACCGUAUGGUAUUAUUAUUUUUUUUCCAUUGCGUUUCUUCCGCCAUGUCCUGCUGGGGUGCGUUUUGGGUCGGAUGGAUGGAAAUUAGCUAGCUGCAUUAUUAUACCGGUGGAGAUUCGAAUUGUAGAGAUGGUGUUUGUUGUUGGAAGGAGGAGGAGGAGGAGGAGGAAGAGGAGGUGUGUGGUCUGUAGUACGAAAGCUUUGUAUUGUACUGUAUUGGUAUAGUAUGACAUGGCCUGGUGUGUGAGGGUAAGAUCUCCACAUAACACUAUGAUACUCGGAUUAUUUGAGCAGUGUCUUGCAGUGGUCUUGACAUUUACUCUCCUUUCUUUUUUGCGUUAUUAUUUGGUCUCGCGGGAUGGAUGGGAUGGAUGCUCACGGAUAGAUGUGCCGCGUAGCACUGUAUAGUACUCGCACUCUACCCCCGAGGAAAAUUUGUAUUCAACGUUGUGAGCACCACUCUGUAUAAUAAUAAAGUACAAGUUAACACUCUG